AUGAGUUGGAGCAAACAGCAACAAACACGCCUGGGAUUUGAAAAAGACAUCAUAGAUGGCAAGCUGAAUAACGUGACUUGGAUCAACCCCAAGUCAGCUCGAAACACCAGAGUCGAGUGGCGAGUGAACACAAACAACGGGAACAGCUACACGCUUCGUGUUUACGUCCCGGAAGAGUUUCCAAACGAAUGCCCCGUACUAGUUGUAAGUUCUCCUUCUUCUGUUUUACGGAAGAAGGACGGAUCUCUUCUCCAGUUUUCCAGCAGCGAAGAUCACGUUUAUGGCAUACACGAUGGUCUGACGGAAAUUUGCCAUUUUAACAAGGGCAUUUGGUCGAGUGAAAAUACCAUUUACCAAGUGUUGAUGAAAGGUCGCAUCUGGCUGGAAGCGUACGAGAUCCACCGGAAAACCGGUGAAAAUCUUGAGAAAUAUCUCGCACACAUGAAUUGA
Molecule: messenger RNA, 450 nt
Organism: Pocillopora meandrina
Lineage: Eukaryota; Metazoa; Cnidaria; Anthozoa; Scleractinia; Pocilloporidae
Source: the annotation of a GenBank genome assembly